AUGGUGCUUACAAGAGUGCGAAAGUGUGAAAGAAGGCGACGUAAUUCUUUAAAAACAGAAUUGUAAGAGUAAAUAUUGAAAAUGACAUGAUAUUGUGAUGUAGUUCCAAGAAGUUAAAGAUAGAAAUAAAUUAUUAUUUCUCUAAAGUUCUUCAUUAAAUUUUAAUAUUUAUUACCCCAUAAGAACAAUUUCUUUAUAACUAAUUAGUUUCCUUUUUACGAAUGUUGCAUCAGAUUCGUAAAAAGGUACUGCCCGUAAGAGAUUCUUGUGAUGUAGUUUGGCAAGGAUGCGGGCAGGGAAAUAUUGAUUCGUUAGAAAAACUUCAGCGACGGGCAGCGAAAUUAAUUAAUCCAAAUUUAAAGUCAGGCAUUGAAACAAACAAGUUAUUAUCAAAACUAUAACUAAUUUUGACAUUUGCUGUGUUGGUGUAAUGUACUCAGGUGAAUAAGAUGCUUGUGUGAUGUUACUCUGAGUGUAUAUCCACACCGGGCAGGCUUGAAAAAUAUGCCAGGCCACGGUGGGAUUCGAACCUACGACCUUUAGAAUAUUAGCCCAAUGCUCUGCCAACUGAGCUAGGUUCGAAACCCACCAGGCAUAUUUUUCAAGCCAGGCCGGUGUGGAUAUACACUCAGAGUAGCAUCACACAAGCAUAUAACUAAUUUCUCUAGAUUAUAAUAUAGACGGAAAUAAAUAAAUAUCUAUAAAAUUGUAAAUAAAUAUCUGUUAGGCAUUGUUCCACCAUAUAUGCUAAAUUACUUCAGAUAAAUCAACAGUAUCAUUCUCCCCUCCUUAUUGAAUGCCAUGCAUGACAUGCAUGCGGAUCUUUCUUCUUAUCUUAUCAUUUACAGGUAUUUCUCUACAAUUGUUGAUAUCUUCUACCUAAGAUUCUUCAUCAUGGCUGGUUGAUCAGACACAACCCUGCAUUAACUCUAUCAAAUCUCAUACUCAUGCGCGCAUACUCUUUCAUAGUCAUAGAUCCGUUUUUCUGUAACCUCAGUUACGUUAUACAUUCCUCCAUAUCUAUGGAUCUUAACGACAAAACUCACAAAAUCUGUUACAGUUUAAACCGAGUAUAUUCUACACGAUAUAUUAUAACUUUUAUCGUUAUAGAAUCGUAUUAAAACAGUUUACAAUACUUAAAUAUAAUCCAGAAUAAAAAGUCUCGCAACGUUUCUUGUACGUUUUCAUCCUCGUCCCCAGAGCCACGCUCGUUGCUCUCGCUCAGUGGAGCAACGAGCGUGGCCCUGGGGACGAGGAUGGUACGUUUUUUACUUUUUCCUGAGCACGCGAGGCGCGCCGCUGGAUGUGAACGAGAUAGAACGAUUAGGGCCAGUACCCAUGCUUAAUUUCAUCGACAGUAUUGGUUCUUGGGCCGUAGCUGGAAAAACGUAUUGGCGAGCAUCAAAAUGGAAUAUUUAUAAAGUUUUAAAACAUAUUCAAAAAUUAUAUUAUCCAGCUUCACCGUUUUUUUCUGUUGAAGUGACCAAUGAUCAUUUAAAUUCAACGAGGCAUCUAAUUAAGGUAAGAUUUGUUAGAUCAUUGAGACUGUCAGCUUAACCUUGCCAAAAUUGUUUACUGUUGCUUCAUGUGUAUAUUUAAUUCAUAUCUAGGUUGAACAAUCUGGACUAAGUUUGCAAAGACAAAUAUAUUUCAAGCAUCCUGAGGUAAGAAGAUGGUUAUAAGUUAGGCAUCCAAUAAGUUUAUUACAGACACAGAUAGAUAAACAAUUUCUCUAGUCUAAGCUAGGCCUAAUAUAAAAGUGAAACUCUGUUAACUACAGGUACUCUGCAAAACUUACCCAAUAUCGUGAUGUACGUCGGUACUAGAGUUGAGAGUGUAUAUCAAGCUAUUGCAAUUUAAUAAGAAUCACACAGGUGAUUUUUCCACUUCAAUUGUUCUUUGAGAGCUCCCAAGGACACACGUUCGUCACGAUACAUUUGGAAAACAUGAGGCUUCAGGUACUGCAAAAAACAACAUGACCGGUCAUGAUUCCUUUUUGUCUUAUUAAAUUGCUCCAGAAAAUAUCAAAUGCUGUUUAUGCAGAUAGAGCGAUGUGAUCACGACAUUGCUGUACAAUCGUUAACUAACAGUCGCUGUUGAAUUGCUUGCAUGUGAUUUGAAAUUGUCCGUGGAUAUUCAAAUGUAUUUUUACUUUUGAAGAUGGUGAAGAUAUAUGAAGACUACAUGGCGAAAGUUGCUGUGCUUCUUGGGGCAAAUCCCAAGAUUGCUAAACUACAUAUGAAACAAGUGAUGGAAUUUGAAACAAACCUUGCACAUGUACGUACCUGGAUGUAUUACAAAUGGUAGUCACUCUAAGGAGAUCAAUAUUCACCUGGUUUCACUUUCAUAAGACUCACAACGUUGGCAGUCAGCAUUUCUGUCCUAUCCAGCUGCAAAGCUCUCCCUCUCAAAGCCAACGUCUCUUAUCAAGCAUUGUAACCGGUCUCGCCAAUGUGGUGUUUAUUAGCAUCUUCCUGAUUUAUCCAAUAAACAGCACAAACCUAAUCUUCAUCCUUCUUACCGUGUUAUUCUGCAACUCAAUACCAUUCGCUGUAGAUUUCCUUUGGCAGUUUGGUUCUUUCUCAAAUGAACCGAUCAUCUGGGCACGGCAGUUCCCAAAUUCACUCCUUUCCAGUUAAUUCUAUCAGAGCAUCAAGGACUGCUACAAACAAGAAAAGUGUAAGAGCUUAGCUCCGGUGUAGUCUAAUACUCUUCCUUUAUAAAUCUUCUUUACCAACUGUUAGAGAUUCAGACAUUCCUUUAAAUUUUAAUACAUGCCCAAAUAGACAACUUCGUUUGGAACCCACUUAAAAGAACCUCCCUACAUUUUAGAUUACUGCGUCUGCCGAGGACAAAGCUGACGGAAUUUACCGCAGGAUGAAGAUCAAGGAACUUAUCCAUCGUGUACCACAGGUAACCUCGUUGUAAAUGAUCCUAACAUAGCAUCAAUAAUAGUAUCCUAAUUCCAGUGGUGUUAUUCUCUAGAGUUUCUAGGGUUAAGUUUUUGAAGGGUUACUUUUUUUAAUGGUAUAAACAUCAUAAAGAACUGCAUUCUAUCCUUGCACUCUCAUACAUUUUCCUUCCACCAUUUCUCCUCCCCCCAUUGUUUCCACAUUGUCUAGUUUUCCUUUCUCUUUUACCACAUUUUUCUUUUGCUCCUUUUCUCCAGACCCUUGACUUUCCACCAUUUCUUCCUCCCCUGCACUCCACCAAUUGUUUCCACCUUUCUCUAGUUAUCCUUUCUUUCUUUAUCUCUUAUCUCUUCUUCUUUUUCUCUUUUACUCCAAACCCUUGACAUUCCACCAUUUCGUUCCCCCAUUGUUUCCACCUUUCUUUAGUAUUCCUCUCUCUCUUACCUCUUCUUCUUUUCCUCCUUUCCCCCAAAUCCUUGACCUCCGACAGCAGAAUAGGGAGCAAAAUAGCAAAUGGUAACUAACUUAAUCUUCAAUCAAAGAAGACCAAUACGAACUUCAAUUUACUUCAUGGAGUAAAAUAAUGAUGGACAACAUGUGGAAAUUUGUAUGCAGAAACUGGCACGAAGGUGUGCAUGAAUUUCCUCAACUGGUGUGGAUGAAUUUCAUCAACCAGCCAACUCUUCUGGUAAAUAUGUCGUGAACCUUUUAUAUAUUUUAGUUUCCAUGGUUACAACAUUUAAAGUAUAUCUUUCCUGGUGCUCACAUCAGCAAGACAGAUGUUGUGUUGGCAACGUCACCAAAAUAUCUUCGUCAAGUUACGAAACUCAUCAAACACACACAAAAAAGGUAAGCAGACUGUUUGCGUCGCAUUGCUUAGAAUGUUGUUAGAGAAAAGGCAAAGUGUCCGCUUUAGGUGUCCAAUAGUCUAUGCAUGGUUUAGUUCAAUCAAACUACACACAUUCUUAGUCAGGUGAAAGUAGUUAACACUAUUACUGCAUUUUUGACGAGAUUGAUGUCUAUUUGGUGAAGACCUCAACUACUUCUGAUUGAAUUUAACUAGAGGGUACAGAUAUGCAGUUGAGCACAAAAAUUUGUGCAGGAUUGACCUCACUGUUUCAAAUUUUCUAUUAGGUACAGUGGUGAAAAUUUACUCAAAGGACAGUGGUUUUCUGUACAAACAGAUGGAACAAAUAAAACCUUACUAACGAUUUCGGCCUAAUAGUUAAUGAUAAACAAAUAAACGAAAUAUUCCAUAAUACUGCACAGAAAAACAAUUUUCCAACGGGUAUAUUUUCUAUCUAUUUCAGAACACUUUCAAACUAUUUGGUGUGGCAAAUGAUUCGUAACAAAGUAAAUAUCCUUUCUAAGCCAUUUCGCAGCGCAUAUGGUGAACUAUAUUACAAAAUGCCCGGGAAAUUAAAGGAAAGAGAUUUAACCUCAACAGAUUCAUUAGUCAAGACUGCUUACUUACAAAGCACUGACCCGUAUGUACUCAUUAUCCUUUCGCAUUUUUACAUUAUUAUACAUCGUCGCAAUGCAACUAGACUUUAAAAAACAUUUAUCGUAAUUACAAGUUUGGGUAUAACGAGAAAUUGCACAGGGAACACGAGCCUGCAGAGCAAGUAUUUUCACUCAUCCAAUAUAUCGUGAGAGGGCUUAAAUUUUUACCAGUGACCAACGCACAAACACGUCAGCAACUCGUUCAAAUGUUUCAAUUCUCUCUCAGCAAUUCCGUUUUCCAAAUGCUUAGGGACCGGUUAAUAUUUAUGGCGGGUGGUGAGCACCGAAGAGAAAUGUUUUUCUUGAUAAAAAUGAUGUUAUUCCAACCAUUUUAUCCAACCUCAAGUACCAAUUAAAAAAUAAAUACUCACCCUGGCCACUACGUUACAAAAGGAUACAAUUCUGCUAUUUCAUGCACAUGUCCUUUAACACUUCUGUGACAUGAGUUUGAAAACUGCUUGUGCAAUUUUCUGCAAUCUAAGGAUUCAUGUUGUGUGCACAUGUACUUUCUUUGGAGACACUUUUGCCUCCUGACAAAUCGGAAAAGGGCCGAAAAGGAAAUUAACAUAUUGCUUUAUUAUCUUCAAUAUUUGAGUAUGUCAUGACAAUAAAUGACAAUACAUUUUGUUUAUCCAACCCUUUUCUUUUCGGUGCCACCCCUGCCACAAAUAGUACUAAUUAUCUUUUUCAUAGCAUGAAUGGAAAUAGUGUGGAUAUACAGUACAUUGGAUUUAGUGAUGCGAAUUUUAUUUCCAUAGACCGUAGAGUGGAUUUCAAUUUUUCCGCAUGGUUCCAUGCAGUUAAACUGGAGUGGAUGUUUCCAUUAUUAUGUUAUUUUGACUUUUGUAUAAAAUAUUAUAAACAACAGUGGUUUUAUUUAGGUUGCUAUCAAACUACGUCACUUGGCAAAUGAUAAGAGAAAAGGUUGGUCUUCUGUCUAAACCGUUCCGUAAAGCUCGCUCUGACUUCAAUAAUAACAUAACUGGAGUGAAAGACAGUGAAGAUCGCUGGAGAACAUGUACCAGUAUUACUAAUGACAACAUGGGAGUUCCUAUUGGGAGUCUGUAUAUCAGGAAAUAUUUUGAUGAUUCAAGAGUCAAUACGGUAACCAAUUAUUUAUUUAUUUAGACAGUUUUCACUUUUAACAAUGCACAGCUACUUGAAAGCUAAAAAGAAUGGAUGUUAUAUACAGUACUGUUCUUGCUGAAUAACCGUCAGGACCCGUUCGUAAUUCAUUUUGCAUUCCUAUGUAGGUGGGUUUCAAGUAAUCACACUAGACUUGAACCAAAGGCAGAUGGAGGUCAAAUAAUGAGAUUCCAUUGAGAUUAUUUUGUUUAAAUGCUCUCUACGUGCACUUAACUGGAAUACGAUGAAAGCCAUCUAUAUACCAGUGCAAGAUGCUUUCUACUCAAACUAGAACUCAUUUCGGAUGCGUUGCCGUUGGAAACGAAAAAGUUUGGGGACGCAUGAGUGUGUGUUAGGUUAUUUCUGAGCAGUAUUGGUACCGUAUGCUACUGUCUUUCUUCAGAAAUCUUACUUUUUUGUAUCAUCCUUUCAUUUACUUGCCAGCCUAUUGUUUUAGUUAGUUUGCUUGCCAGUAUAAUUACUUCUUAGUUUGGAUGACGAAUUAGGAUUGAAAUAAGUGAUCAACUCCUUUGUGGAAACCAUACAUACAUAUACCAUACCCUAUACAUGAUUGCCAAUUUGCCAAUACCACUGCUUGUAUAUCAUGUUUAUGUAUAUUGUAUUUAGACGCUGAAUUUACAUUUUAUUUCAGACUGCGGCCAUGAUAAAUAAGAUUUUGGAUGUAUUUAAACACAGAGUCACGUAUCAUGACUGGAUUGACAAUAAAACAACUAAAGGAAUAUUGGAUAAGGUAUGGUAGGCAAUGUGUUUUCUGAUGAAUAUUUAAUUCAAUUUAAGUUUUUCCAAGCGUUUUUUAUGUCGAGAACGUCUACAUCUACUAUCAAAUCAGUUUAAUUUUCGACCUUGGACGAUAGAAUUUUCUAAAAUUAAUUGUUUUACGCUGGCAGAGUUUUUAUCCCAAAUUGGGAUUUUGUAAAGUGAUUGGGAUUUUCCCCCCGAUUAUUUUUUCAGAAAUAGUAUUAUUAUAGUAAUACUUACCCCAAAUCCACUUGGCAACUCUGGACGCCGGUAGUCAUAUUCUUUUUCCUUAAGGCAAACUCUAUUGUCAGUAAAGUGGGAUAUGCUGCUUACGUCAAGAAUCGACAAUCACUUAGAAAGAGAUUCAAAUUGGUAAGUACUAGUUGUUUGUACGUACUGCACAGGGCCGUUCGCAACCUGUUCCCAGGGUAUUUGCUCUUGGGAAGCAAAGACCAAAUACCAAGAGCAAAUACCCUGGGAACGAGGUUGGGCCGUUCGCAGGAUUUUUUAACCAGGGCAGUAAUACCUAUCAGUGCUGAAAUAUAAGUACCCAAAUGUCAAUGCGUUCAAAGUCAUGUCAGCCGUUAGGUGCAUGCUUAUGGUAGCUCCAUACAGAAUAAUACAUUCACAAGAUAGUAGAAUCACCAUUUUGUGUGUGUAGUACAAUUUUUCGGUGAAGAAUUGCUCUGCAUUUUGUGAUGUCCGUAUUGGGGACGUCUUGCUGUUUUUAAACAUUGUUGCAAAUUGAUUAUAUAUUUAGCUUGAAGUUGACCCAAAGAGAUUCUUCUGGAAUAAUGUGAAUGUUGACAAGUGGGUGAGACGACGGCUAUUUGCAAAAUUACGAAAAACCGUCGAUUCAGAAAAGUACGUACAAACACUAUUUCUUUGCUAAUUCAGUAUAUUGUGAAAUGAUGUCAACGUCGAUAUUAUGAGUGACUGGUCUAACGGCAUGUGGAUUUUUAUAUUUUUUCUGUAUAUCGUUUUAAUUAAAUUAUCCCCCGUUUUAAAUUAUCCUUUGGAAUGCAUCUCAGUUCGCUCUUGCGUUUAGAUAAAGCGAUCAGGGCUUAUAUUAUUUACAAACAUCAGAUAAAAUUGAACUGAACAAAUGUAUAACCUUUUUUCAAAUCUUAUUUCACUCUUUUUCCGCCUGUGGAGAAAGUUUUAAACAUUUAUGAUUCCUUCCUUGCAGGUGGCCGAUGUUUCCUCAAACUAUAAAUGCGAUGUAUCAAUUUUAUGAAAACGAGAUAGGUAUGGAAGAUGACUUUCUUUUCUCCACAUUCACAAUGAAAUAUCAAAGUAUAUUUUGCAAAAAGAACAACAAAACUAAACUGGACAGGUCUACAAUCCAAAUGGGGGCAUAUCGUAUACAGUCGUAUUAAUGGACCUAGGAAUCGGAAGAAAGAACUGCUUGGAGAACGACUGUCUGCCCCUACUGACAUCCUUUCGAUGAGCCAAGCCGUCGUUUGAAACAUCGAAGAUCAUCAAUCGUUCUCUGGUUGUUCGACUAAAAACGCCACAUAUUGAGACGUAGAACCAUCUUUGAUUCAUUAUUGCUCAAGGUGGAACUACAAACUCAACAGUAUCUCCCUCUACACAGUGUCCUUCUUCUUCCCACCUAGUAUCAAGAAAGAGGCAGUGCAACUCUUUCUGCGCACGAAUUACAACAAGAAUCCUGAAUCCACCAUAACAAUUUAUUCACAAUUGCAAACCAUUUCAUAAAAACAACUCCACUAAUGGUGUAUCCAUUUGUAAUACUUCAUGUACAGUAGCGUAGCCAGCCCGACGAUUUAGUCCCGAUAUGCAAAUAGUUUCGUGUUCAUUGACUGUGAAAACAAUCAAUUUCUAAAGAAAUGAUAAUAAUUUUGAAUUUACAUAGCGGGACUAAUUGUAGUUAUUUUUACUCUCUUUUAGUCAUUCCAGCAGGAAUUUUAAGACCGCCAUUUUACUACACCGGAAGUGUUCCCAGGUAACAGCUUAUAUGUUUAGAUGUGUAAUAUAUGUGCGACAUUAUUUUACUAAUCCCAAAUUUGAUGUUUUUCGAUUCAAUUGUCUAUAAUAGAAAUAUCUGAGCACGUAUUUACCUCCCUUUAAAACGACGCCCUGGUUGAAUUGGGAUUUGUCGAUGAGGAGUUACUAAAUAACUCUUGUACUUAUAUAUUAGAUCUCUUACGUACGGAGCAAUAGGAUCCAUUAUUGGUCAUGAGCUCACUCAUGGUUUUGAUAAUACUGGUAAGUGACAGGGAUGAGAUGUAGCCUUUUGAAUCCAGGGGUCGGUUGUAUAAAAAAGUGAUUAAACUGUUAGCUAUAGUUAGUGGAAACGUCAUCCAAUAAGAAGUGCUUAUUUGAGAGUUAAUCACUAUUUAACUACAAAAUAGUGAUUAAAAAAGUGAUUAAGAGUUUUAUACAACCGGCCCCAGGGAAUUAAUUUUGAACUAGCCCGCGGAAUAUUUAUGAGACCGAGAUUUUUUCAAGCAGUGAUUCCUUAGGAAUCAAAUCGUUACGUGUCUAAAUUAGUUAAACUACCAAUCAAACAUCUUCUUCGUAACUUGAAAGAAAUAGCUUCCCACACCUCUUCUAAUGAGUUUUAGAAGAAUCAUACUAAUAUACUAUUGGAUAUGGUACUCUACUCGCUAUCUGUUCCUCGAUAGAUAGCGAGUCGAGUAACAAAACAAUCAUUUCCUGGUGCAUUUUUAAAAAUUGGCGCGUUAGUAUUGAAUUAUUAAAUUAUUUUGUGGAAUAUUUUAAAUUUGAUCUCUGAUUCUACUGAAACAAUUAUUAGAUUACUCCCUCUCGAUUUCUAUGAGGUGAUAGUGGAUUCGUAUAGCUCAUAAAAAUCUCGAGCUCGGAAUUUAAUCGAGUUAAUGAGACUUGAGGCGGCCAUAUGGUAGAUGACUUCAUUAAUUAUUCACUGGGAAAGGCAGAAGGAAGAGAGUUCAUCUGGUCAUGUGAAGUUCUUAUGUCCCCCACAAGUUCGCCAGGGGCAAUGAAAAUGGCCAUCUAUACCCGACUCUACAGGGCCGCCACUAAAGGGGGGUGUUGAAUCUCAGUCGGCAAAUUGUUUUCGUAGUCAGCAAAACAUGAAUUUGGAUAGGAAGGAAUUUUUUCCUAAAAUUUCCAUAAAAUACACUGACACUGACUAAAUUAAAGAAUGAUGGCUAAAAUGUGGAGAAAUUUACGAGAAAAUGAGGGAAAAUGGAACGAACAACGGUGGCAGUUAAUUAAAAUAAGAUGGCAAAUAUGGUGUCCGGAAAUUUUGUUUUAUGUUGAGCCGCCGGUACCCCACGCUCGCCAACAAUUUUUGGGGAAAAUAUUAAUUAGUGGUUGUAGUGACUCGGCAAAAUUUCCCCUGAUAACUCGGCAAAAUUCACUUAAGCAGUUAAGCCCCGUUUACACUACGCUCAAUUUUUGGUACUGUACCACUUUUUGGUUCUUGGACUACCUAAAUAGGUAGUCCAAGAACCAAAAAAGUGGUACGGGUACCAAUUUUAUCCGUACCGUACCAAAAAUUGAGCGUAUAGUGUAAACGGAGCUUUACACUCCCCCAUUCAAAGAAGUCUAGCGCCGCCCCUGCGAUUCUACACUGCAAAAAACGCCCAGCUUGUAACAAUGUUGAUGAAAACAAGCUUGAACAAUGUUUUGCUUCCCAUAUUGUUCCUGGUUGUAAACAAUAUUGUUCAGACUGAACAAUGGUGCUGAACAAUAUUGUUAACAACCAGGAACAAUAAGCAGGGCAGCAAAAUAUUGUUCAGGACUGUUUUCAACAACAUUGUUGCACGGUCAACUGCUGAAGUUGAAAUUGAUUAAAGAAAAUUUUUGUCUCAAUUCGAAAUUAAUUAUAUCAAAAUUUAUUGAGCAACGCAACGUUUCUCUUUUAAAUUUUAGGUCGACGGUUUGACAAAAAUGGUAAUAUCAUUGGUGAAUGGUGGCAUUCUUCCGCACUUAAAGAAUUUGAUAGAAGAGCACAUUGUAUUGAGGAGCAAUACUCAAGAUACAAGAUACAAAAUAAAUAUCCGGUGCGUUUUGACAGUUCACUGGUCAACAAAUCUGAACGGCAUGGCGAACGCACUACAAUCAAAAUACAGACUAUACAAAAAUAAUUUCAAACUAAAUAACUUCCCUUGCAUGAUACCCUCACCAGCUUGUGCCCUGCACUUAUUAGCCAAUCACAGCACUUCUUUUAUUCAAGUAUAUAUUUUCUAAUCAAUUUAGGUCAAUGGUAAAAUUACUCUAGGUGAAAACAUUGCAGAUAACGGAGGAACAAAGUUGUCAUACUAUGUAAGUUUUUUCAAGCUUAAACUUAUUUUAAAAUUUCAUUUUCACACUUUAUAGACAUAGGUGAGACUUGCUUUCUUCCCGGCAUCCUAUUAAAUAGCUGAAAUUUAUUCAUUCCAACUGAAUCUGUUUUUCUAAUCCUCCCACACGUGUACCCUAGUUCGUGUGAUUCUCGUGUUUUAUUAAAGGGUUAGGAGUUAGGGAGUUGGGAUCUUAUUUAGCUGCUAUGUUGAAAAUAUAUUAUAUAUUAUUAAAAUAUAUUACAGACCAGGCCUGAUUACAGACAACGCAAAGUGAUCCCCUAUUAAGAUGCCUGUGGAGAAUGCUCGGGUGAAAUUUGUGUGAAACUGAGUGAAUUUUUUUACUACAGUAUUUGGAAGGGAAACCAAACAGAGAUCCAGAAUAGACCUUUAUAAAAAGGUUGACGUCAGCAGGCUUGUGACGUAGUUUGCGGAGAAAAUCCCGAAAGCUCAGAGUUGUUUACUUGUUUUGAGUUUUUUAAGAGCCAAAAGAAGCCAGUAUUAUGGUAAGUUUGAAGUAAAUUUUUCUAUAUAUAGGCCAAAUGAGUUUUCAUAUUCGUUAGAGUUUAAAUCUUAUUUGUUUCGCUCGGUCUGUUUACAUAUUUCGUUGCUAAAAAGUUUCUUUUUUCGGCUUUUUUGUUUCUCAAAUUCAUCAGUCUAAUCAUCAGAAUGGCCCAACCUGGCAAAACCUUGAUAGGAAAUUAAAGCUAGAUUGUUGACCCAGAUGGCACGGAAAGUUUUAUACACGAUUGAUAACUUGUCAUGUAUGUUCACUUCAACUAUUUAUCGAUAAAAUAAUAGACUUAUGCACCAGUCAAUGUAAACCCCCGCUCUCCCCAACCGGGGAGGGGCGGGGAUUUUGACUUAGAGGGGUAGUAAAAGAGCGAAAUUGUCCCCGCCCCCGGGGAAAGCGUAAUUAAUCAAUGUCCCCACAUGUCUCUCAACCGCGGGAAAAUAGUUUUGUAUAUAUUUCAUAGAUCAGCAAUAGAAAAUCAAAUUCAUUUAUGUUAUUGUAUUUAAACUUUUCUUGUAAAGAAAACUAAAACAGCAACACAGGGUAUAUAUGUUAACCACUGAAUCCAUCCCCCCGAUUUCUUCCCCGCAUCGUCUACCGAAAGAGAAAAUGUUGUCCAAGUCCCCCAUCAUCGGGGACAUAUUUACCAUAAAAACUGACCACUUUCCCCGCUAAAUCCCCGCCCCCUCCCCGGUUGGGGGGGGGGGAUUUACAUUGACUGGUGCAUUAGUCUUAGUUUAUAUGUCUAAGUUCACUUAUGACUUAUGUACCUCUUUGCACGAUCACUGAGCCUGUGUAUUGCUGUCUAUAGCUUGAUUGGGGCCAUUCUGAUGAUUAGACUGAUGAAUUCGAGAAACAAAAUAGAAAAAUUCUACUUUUUAGCAAAGAAAUAUGUAAACAGACCGAGCGAACAAUUUGCUGAAUGUUGACAGUAAAAUAAAUGUACAAUCUAAUAUAAAAUCAAAUAAAAUUUAAACUCUAACGAAUAUGAAAACUCAUUUGGCCUAUAUAUAGAAAAAUUUACUUCAAACUUACCAUAAUACUGGCUUCUUUUGGCUCUUAAAAAACUCAAAACAAGUAAACAACUCUGAGCUUUCGGGAUUUCCUCCGCAAACUACGUCACAAUCCUGCUGACGUCAAUCUUUUUAUAAAGGUCUAUUGCGUAACACGUUUCUCAGUAUUUUUUUUUUAUAUAGAAAGAGAACAUUUCUAGAAAUAUUCCUGCCUUAAUUGUUCCUAGACUAUGUCCGAUUUACAAGAUAUUUGAUACAAACUGACCAUGCUUAUUCUAAAAAAAACAGGAAAAAUACUCAACUAUAUUUAGCCUGGUCGGUUCACACUAGAUCAAAGUCGGAGACCAUUUGAUUAAGUAUACUGAUUUUGAUGAACAUUAAUACACUAUUAAAGUGGCUUAAAUUCAACAGCCUUUACUGCUUUAGUUAAUCACAUUUAACCAUUUUCCGUUUUCACUAAACGACUUUCACAAUUACACUAAAAUACUAAAUGAAAAUAAAAAAUAUCCAUUAAAAUGCUUUUUGUGAUAAAAACAUAACUCAUUAUAUACAGUGGUUUAUUGUAUCAAAUGAUAAAAUGAAUUAUUCAUGACUUAUUCAUGACAUGAUAAAAACGCUGAAAAAGUCACCAAUCUACAAGGGAUCUAGUUCAAGAGGGAUUAUCUUCAGACAAUAAUUAAAUCCGGAUCAACUUAUUAGUGCUUUUUUAUUAUUUUAACGGAAUGUUGAAUAUGGCGAUCUUGCAAAUCAACUACAUUCCUCGCAUAUUUUUAAUCUGUUCACAAAUUAUUGGAGUUUUUAAAUUGACCUUGCAUAACAAUUCACGAUUCAUAUAUUGAUCGGAAUGUUCCAUUGUUUGUUUCAUCGCUUUGGGAAUUCCAUAGUUCUCCUUUUCAUCCAGUUACCUAUUGUGUUGGCUUAUUAUUCUAUUAUUAUUACUUUCAAGUCUUUUAUGUCAUGUUUAUUGUAUUUGAGCACGAGUUGAGAUAAAUUUUAACAAUUUGAGCGCACAUGAACAAUUUUUGUCAUGAACAAAAUGUUUCAUGAUCACUUAGUGAAAAAACCCUUACAGUGUGUUACCUUCAGUGACUGGUUAGUUGCAUGUUGUCAAGCGUUCCCAUCAUUGAAGUUGAUAAAGUAUACUAAUCCAGAUUAAGACAAGAUUAAUUAGCCAAUGAGCCUUAUAAGUGUAGAAUAUCGUGGUUGAUACUUUGAAGAGCUAGACGAUAACAUGAUCGGUAUGGAUUAAAGAUUACUUCACACUUUCAAACAGCCAAAGAUGGGAUUCAGUAUCCCAUAUGAUGGCUUCUCACGCCUAACUUGUCAACAUUAAAAUUGCAUCCUCAUCUUUACGUUCGACGUCACGCAUCUCCAUCCAUUUCUUGAAUCUUCAUAUUAAUUUAAAAUUUCAACCAUUUCAUUCGAGCGUUAGCACCAGAAAUAGCCCAUGUUGCAUGUCGUGUAAUUGUGGCCACUGGCCAGCCUUGGUCCAGCCAUUUUUUUAAUGUAAACGUAACAUGAUGACUAAUGAGAUUUACAUUCAUUUUCGAGAAUUUCUGUUAGCACCUGAACAGGUUUCGGGCUUUUGUGAUCUUUUUUAUCUCAAUAUGUGAUAAUUACUGUGAGUGUGUUUUUACACUUCGGAACUUUUUGAUAUAAAAAUCUUCCGCACAAAACACUUCACAACAAUCUUUCACUCACACCAUUUACGAUUUAUCGGAUUGUUUUCCUAAUUUGAUAUGAGAAACAUCUUGAGGGUUAUAUAUUCGGCUUUUUUGUAUACAGUAUAUUAUCAUUUGAUUCUUUUGUGUGCUCUGCAUCAGGUUUUCUUCUUCUGUGAGCAUGUGGAAACAGCGAAAUCCUCUGCUGUAACCGGCCAGAGUAAAGAUGUAUGUAGAUUGGUGAAGUACAUUGGGGGCAAUAUGAAAAAAUUUCAUGCACAUGAUAAUUUGAAUAGCAUAAAAUUAUGCUAGUUAACAUAUUAAUCCCAGUUUUCCAUGUUCCAUUGUUGCUUGACAAAAGAUAAAUAUCUGUUGUUUGGUCAUGCAAUGUUUGACUAAGAGCAGCCGGAGAGAUACGCAAUAGCAGCCCAGAGGGGUUUAGUUGUAUUGAUAGUAAUUCUUCAAUAAGGCAUUCGAACUGGUCAUAUAUAUUUAUUUUAGUAAAAUACAUAAUUAACAAUAAAAUGCGGAUGUAACUCAUUUUAAAGUAAGGGAAUUUAAUACCUGAGGUUUGAAUGUAUUUGCAUGGGAUGAACAAGGAAAUAUAAUUAACGUAUUAUAACAAUUAAAGAGCUAAGAGUAUUUUGACCUGAAAUCUUAAUAGUACACCAAAAGUGACACAAAGUUUUGGGGUAAAAUUACUCAAAUUGACAAAUUUAUGAGAAAAUGUGACAUCAUACCUCAAGAAGUUAAUUAAUUCUGUUACAUUGGGAGUGUCAUUUAUACAGAAGACGGGAAAUCAACAAAAGGAAUCAGAAGAAGGAUUGGUAGUGCCAAAGAAAAAUUCAAAGAAAAGACUGAAUGAUUUUGACAACAUCCUGAGCUAGCAGUAUUAAUUUGAUAAAAAAAUUGAUAAAAUCAUUAAUCUGCAGCGUUUGUUUACAUGCUUGUGAAACAUACAUUAAGGCUGGAAGCAGAAGCUGCGGAACUGGGGGUAUUGAGGGAAGAUGACCCCCCCCCCACACACACACACUUUUUGUGCAAGGCGAAAAUGUGCCCUUUAUGUGGAAUAAAAGUGCCCUUUUUUCCAGCCAAUUAAGAAGGAAUUAUAAAUGCCUCCUUAAGCUAAUAAGUCCACAAAUGCCCUGUUGGCAGAAACCAAAAGUAUCGUUAGGGUAGUGUACGUUUUUAGGAAGAAACAAGUAAAAUAGAGUGAAUCGACACCAUGCAAAUCAGGGUUUAUAGCUUGACUUUUUAUCUUGAUUGCGUAGACGAAUCACAAAUCGCAAUUUAUUUGUGUUCUCAGAGGUCUGCCCGGGAAUGUUUUAUUUUUUACUGCAAUCUUAUUUGAUUUGUUAUCGGCACGUAAACAAGGACAGAACUGAUGAACUGAACUUAAGUCAGUUGAUCGCUAAAGACUUUGUUAUCCAUAACGACCGGAGACUUGAAUUUUUUGGCAAUUCUGAAUGAAAUUGCCGUAUUAAUUAAAAAAAAUGGUCUCUUUAAAUUGGUGGAAUGUGUUCAUGUUCAGUUGAUAUCCGAGGCUGUAUAUUGCAUACCUCCAAACCUCCAGACCUUCUAAGGACACAUCUAACAUAUUUCAGCAGGAUGUUUGCUGACUCAAGUGCCCUUUCUGGUCAGUCCCCCCCCCCCACGUGCACCGUUUUGAGGUGGUUCCGGGGCCUCUGGCAGAGUGUCAGGAAGAUGUGAAAGAUGUGAUGCUGGAGAAGGAUGACGCAAGUUAAAUGGUCAGAUUUCAGAAGAAAUGAACAUAUUCUUAAAGAAAAUUCAGCGCCAAACGGAUACAACAGCGAAAAGAAAUUGACCAUAACCGAAGGCAUGAUUCCUUGAUAAAACAUUCUUGAACUGAAGCUGAAGAUAUAACUCGGGAAAACCAUGUAGAGGACUGAAGAAAGAGACAAUGCCCUAAUGCAAGGAGACAAUGUCCUCUGGGUUCGUUAAAUGAUAGACGAAGCUAUGAAAUUCUAAAAAGAACUGGAAAUGACCAUGGACCUGCAAAUGGCAGAUGAUAUGGCGCUUAUGCAUGCGUCAGCCCUGCGUUACCCUUAGCAUUAUUUCUUAUUAUAAGUUUGAUCAUGUACAGGCCAGACUUCAAAGAACUAUUGUAGGAUUCUGAUCAACCUCGUACCCAGGAUCCCAAAGGACAGACCCUGGGAACGAGGUUGGAUUCUGAUAUGAAUGAAGGAUAUCUGUGUCAGAUUAUACGAGCUAUACUGUUUUGAGUUUUUGACAUAUCGAUAAUUAGGAAUAUUCAUAUAUUCGUGUUCUGCAUUAUUAAUUUAUUUUGAAUCGAUUGUUUUUAAGGUCUGUGAACACGAAUAUAUGAAUAUUGGCCCCCCAAUUAUCGAGCUGGCUACGCCACUGAUAUCGUCGGUCAAAUGAUUAGCAAUAAUUUCUUUUUUAUUUGAAGGCGUACAAGAAUUGGUUGAAGGAAAAUGGAGAAGAGAAAUCGCUUCCAGAUUUACCUUUCAACAAUGAACAACUAUUUUUCAUUGGUUAUGCUCAGGUGAACUAACAUUGGGAUGUAUAUAGGGGAUAGUAAACGAUAAAACAUUCAUUAUCUAUUCAUUAUCCGAUGGCCUUAGUAGAUGCAUGCAUGAUACACAACAUGUCAAGGUGAUACUUCUAAUCUAUGAAUAACAAUGCCGGCAAAACAAUUUGCAGAUACCGUGUCAAAGAGACACAGAAUAUUUGCAAUGUGUCAUGGUCCAAUCUUUAAAUUGUGCCAGUGUUAGCCUAAAUUUUAUGAAAUUGCGUUUAGGAAUAUUGUGGUGUUUCUCAUCCAAAAACUGAGUAUAUAUCUAUCUUGAGCGAAGUACAUGCUCCUCCACGCUUCAGGUAAUUAUUUUUAUAUAUAUACAGGGUGUAUAAAAAAAAACGCAAUCCUCGACUGAAAUGUAAAUUGCUAAACAAAUAAUAGACGAAAACGUUAAAGUUUACAUUCAUUUUAAAGCGUAGCCAUUCAGCUUUCUAACAGUGGGUUGUUUCUUAAAUUUGACUCAUUGGUUCGCGGGUAAUAAUACUUUACGUUAUUGCGAUUGGAGAUUAAAAAAAUUGAGAUGGAAUAACAAAUCGUUCUCAUGAAAAUAACUGAUUUUUUCAUUAAAACAAAUAAAUGUUGCAUUUUAUUAAAUGGAUUGUAACAAUAAGUAUAAUUACGGCUUUUCUUCCACUAUUUUUAACUCAGUUUGAAACUUCAAAUGCGAUAUAAUUUUGGCUUGGACCAUCUAAGCUGACUGACAUCAGCUUGCUAUAAUUUCUGUUUACAUUACAUGUUUGUUUGAAAGAGAAAAGAACAGGCUUUGAAGUAAGCCUAAAUGCGUUUAACUAGAAAUAGUAUUUCGAAAGUUAUUAAGCACAAAAGAUGAAUUGCGUUUAUUUUGAUACACCCUGUAUAGGCCUAUAUUAAAAUGCAAUUACAAAUUUCCCAAGGUCUUUCUUUCGUCACCGGCCACCUGAAUGCGUCCUGCGUACCAGACUGUUUACAUGCACUUUUACAUUUCACGAAAUACCACAUACUUGUAACCCCUUCUUUUUCCAAGUGAGCAAUUAUCAAAUAGCUCACCUGAAGAACACAAGAAAAGCGGUUUAGCUGGUUUUAAUAUGAUAAAUUAGCCAUCUUGACAGUAACUGUUUUUGAAUCAUGUUUUUAACUGCUUUUUAAAGUUUUUGUUGGUUUGAAAAACUGAUAAAUACAUAUAAUAUUUUCCUAGGGUUAUUGGAACAUUAUCGAAUUCUAUUCCAUUUUCAAAGGCAUUCAACUGCAAACCUGGCUCAUCAAUGAAUCCAAUAAAAAAGUGUGAAGUUUGGUGACAAAACGAUAUCAUUAAAACUAGAAGUAGAAAUCUCUUAAUCUCUGUUACUUUUGAAACAAAAUAAAUUAUAUUAUAUAGCC
Molecule: messenger RNA, 17695 nt
Organism: Paramuricea clavata
Lineage: Eukaryota; Metazoa; Cnidaria; Anthozoa; Malacalcyonacea; Plexauridae
Source: the annotation of a GenBank genome assembly